Messenger RNA from Perkinsus marinus ATCC 50983, 644 nucleotides. Its product is annotated as Splicing factor, arginine/serine-rich, putative. The transcript is spliced from 7 exons. The annotation marks the transcript as partial. The record is from RefSeq and is a predicted model, not a curated record. Lineage: Eukaryota; Perkinsozoa; Perkinsida; Perkinsidae.
CAGAUAGUGACAGCAGCAGCGAAUCGUCAUCAUCAUCGUCUGAGAGUCCUAGCAGGAGUCCUAGCAGGAGUCGUCGUGAUAGUAGUAGAGGGAAGGGGAAUAUGUCUUCAUCACAGCAGAAAAGGAGGAGGCCCGAGUCGCCGGUGAAGGAAAGUAGAUCGUCGAAAUCAUCAGCAGACUUGAAUGCCUGGAGGAAGGCACGUGACGAUGCUCAAGCUGGUCCGAGGCAACGCUAUAUUGAACGCCCAUCGGGUCGAGAUGGGCGUUCAUAUGAGAGGUCCCGGGGAGAGAGUAGCCGAUCUCCUCCGAGUCCCCGACGUAGACAAAGGAAGGAUGUCGUGGAGUCACCGAGACGUAGGAAGAGGAAGGAUGCGGUUGAAGACAGCGAUGAAUCACCUCCCACGGGAUCGCCUAGGAAAAUCGCUAAGCGUCGAAGUUCAUCACAAAGACGCGGCUGGUUUGAAUUAUCUCUCUCACCCUCACGAGGGACUCCUCCUGAAACUCGACCGAAUGAGGAAGAGCGUUCAGGCGGAAGACGUAGCCGCUCGAGGAGCAUAUCGAAUCGGGGUCGGUAGGCCCUUCGAGAUCGACUUUACCGGCCGCUAGAAGGGAUAGCUGAUGACCUAGUUGAGUUUACGUUGGAG